UUAAAGAUUAAUCUUUUAGUCUUGGAGACUCCAGGCCAAUCCUGGAAGAUGGGCAACACUAGUUUUGGGCCCAAAUCCUGCAGUGAGCUUUGUGGGGGAAUACUUUUGCAUCUGUGUGGAUCCCCAGUGAAGUCAGUGGUGCAGAGUUCUGCUCAUGAAGAACUCCUUCUGGGAUCAGGGCCUUGAAUGUGUGUAGAUGCAUUUACUGAAAUGGUCGCAGAUGCAUUUUUCUGAACAUCCUUGAAAUCAUUUGGGGGCUUCUAUGAACCUGGCCCUGAGGUGUUCUUUGAUGGCCUCCAUGAUCUGAUGACCUGAUUCUCUUCUUACACCUGUGAAAGUCAAGAGUCACUCCACUGAUACACAACUGAUUUAAACGUCCAAUCCAGUGACCUGUGAGGAGGAUUACGAUUCAGUAUCCAGCAUGGAAACCGAGGAGGAAAGCUUAACAAUUCCCAUCAGUAAAGAUGUUUAUGAAAUCCUUACAAGACGAGAGAGCUGUCUACAUGACCUCAUUGAGAAGAAGUUUGGUUGUAUAUCUCUUCUUAAGAGUAUAAGAUGUCCUCUUGAAGUAUACAGGAAAAGCCUGAAGGAAGGAAUUGAGAUAUCUGUUUGGAUGGAUGAUCUGACAAGACAUAACGCUGAUGCUUUGGUCAAUGCAGCCAAUGAACAUCUGCAGCAUAUUGGAGGCCUUGCUCUUGCCCUGGUGAAAGCUGGUGGGCCAGAAAUUAAACAAGAGAGUAAACGUUAUAUUGAGCGCCAUGGAACACUCACUACUGGUCAAAUAGCGGUAACAGGAGGAGGCAGGCUUUCUUGUAAGAAAAUUAUCCACACAGUAGGUCCAAGAUGGUCUGUAUAUCAAAGUCAGAGAUGUUGUCAAAUACUUGAAGCAGCUAUUAUAAAUGUCCUGCAUUAUGUUAAUGCUCCAGAGAAUAAUAUAAGGUCUGUGGCUAUCCCUGCAGUGAGCUCAGGAAUUUUUGGCUUCCCACUAGAUUUAUGUGCUCACGUGAUUGUAAACACUAUAAAGAAUUUUGUGGAGCUAGCUCCAUUAUUUGGCUGGGUCAAAGAAAUCCACUUGGUGAACGUUGCUGAGCCCACAGUUGCAGCAAUGAAAAUGGCCUGUGAAAAGCUGCUGGGCAGGAGUGACAUCAACGCACUUCAGGAGACUCCACCAGCUUCAGCAAACCAGCUUCCAGAUUCGAUCAGAAUCAAUGGUCUCCACCUACAUAUCAUAAGAGGACAAAUUGAAGAUCAGAAAACUGCAAUUAUUGUUAAUUCUGUGGUCAUAAAUGAUGAUCUGUCAAAAGGAAACAUUUCAAGAGCAAUUCUGCAAAAAGCAGGCUCAUCUCUUCAGCAAGAAUUUCUGUUUGAGUUACAAAAACUUCCUCCAUCUUGUGAGAAAUUCAUAUUGACAAAAGGAUACAAUCUGGCCUGCAAGUCUGUGCUCCAUGUAGUAUGGUCAUCACAAAACAGCAGUGAUUCACGCAAGGUACUAAAAACUGCAAUGUCAAGAUGUUUGCUUAAGAUUCAGGAGUAUCCAUUUCCUUCAAUUUCCUUCCCAGUAAUUGGAUCUGGAGUAUUACAUUUGCCAAAGGAUGAAGUGGCAGAUAUUAUGAUUGACGAAGUUUUAAGCUUUGCAAAGGAACAUCCUGGAAGGAAGUUAGAUGUGUAUUUUGUGAUCCAUCCAAAUAACAGUUUUGUCUACAAGGCUUUCCAAACCAAGUUUGAUUCAGCUAAAAGCAAACUGGGAGAAGAUGUGAAAUGCAACAAAAGUGACGAUUUGGGGUCACACUCUGACAGACAAAUGGAGACAGAGAAUAAAAAAACUGGACCAGCCAUUGAACUUACUGGAAACCGCUGUGAAGCACUGGAAGCAGCAAAAAUAUGGAUCAAAAACAUAAUGCAAGUCCAGGAAAGUCACCUUAUCGUUAUAGAAAACAAUCACAUUUUUAACCUUAGCAAAAAAGAUCAUGCAGAACUGUCUCGUCUGCAGCGUUUCGGUGUAUCCAUAUCGGAAGAAGUGGUUGGUGGAAAGGCAAGAUUAGAGAUUCAAGGUCCUCCUGGUGCUGUAAUUGAUGCGGUGUUCAUGAUUGAAAAUCUACUGUGUGAUGUGCAAGAGAAUAAUAGAGCCAAACAAGAGGAACUGCUGCUGUCAGAGGGCCAACUGGAAACUGAUUAUCCUCCAGAAAGACUCCGAGACAAGACAAGGGGUACUAAAAUGCGUUACCAGAUCUCUCCAGUAGAAUCAUACUGCCAGGAAUUCAAGGACCGAGAAAAACUAUUUGAAAAAGCUGGGCUUCGUGUUCUCAAGAUAGAAAAAAUACAUAAUCCUGUUUUAUCAGCUGCCUUCCAACGGAUUAAAAAAUGCGUAGAAGGAAAAACUGUUGGCAAGCAGAUAUGCCAUAGAUUGUACCAGCGUGUUCCCGCUCAGUUCUGUAGCUUGGUAUGCAGAGCUGGAUUUCAGAGAACAUACUCCCCUCCACUAGAACAAAAAUAUGGAGCUGGCAUCUACUUUAUCAAGAACCCCAGAAACCUAGUGGAGGAUACCAAGGAAAAGUGUGAAUUGGACCAUCUAAUUUGUGUGUUUGAGGCUGAGGUAGUAACAGGCUUAUACACUGAGGGCAAACAGUCUUAUAUUGUGCCACCAGCAGUUGAUGCAGAUGGGAUGAAUGUAUAUGACAGUGUAGUAGAUGAUGUUCACAGGCCUGAAACCUUUGUCAUUUUUAACAGUAAUCAGGCCGUUCCUCACUAUAUAUUGACAUGUUCCCAGAUUUGGGCUGAGGGGUCAGGGCCUUACUGGGCAACCAGGGGCCCAGUAGAUGGGAGUUCAUCAGAACCAUGGGACUUAGGUAUUCCCCAGGACCGUGGGCACAGAGCCUCCCCCAUAACAAAGAGUACAGAGAGCUUCCUGCUAAAACCCAAAUAGUAGCAUAUCUGACUCUAGUACAGUAGUGCGGUGAUGGUGCCUCACCUAACAAUCUUGACACAUCCAUGUCGGUAUAUACAAGAGCUUAACCAGUAUGAUAACCUAAGAAAGUUAAAAUAUAUAAUUUUGUAUCGGAAGAGGUAUUAGAUACAGAAUUCAGUUCACCAUUCCUGUGGUGGUUACAAUAUACAGCUUCAAAAAUAUGCAGAAAUUUUAUUUUUCUAUAAAUAGCCACAGUAUGCACACUAUGCAUUUUAUUUUACUAAGGCACCAGAGAUGAGUAAAUAUAUAUUUAGUCACAGAAAUGUCUGUUUUAUAAAAACCUGAAACUAUUUUAUAAACUUAAAAAUCACACAUUAGCAAAAACCAUCUAGUCCAAAGUAAUCCAUUGAGAUUAAAACACGUAUUUAGACUGUUCAUUUAUUUUAUUUUUAAUUCUGCUUUCACUUAUUUAGCUAACCAUCUACCAUGUGUUUCAACAACAGCUGUGUCAUUAUCUUUGGAAGUGUUAUUUUAUAAAUAAGUUUACAUGCUUAUAAAAAGUAAAUUUAUUUGCAGUGUUAGUAGCGAUAAUUGUGUUGCUAUAAUCAUUUUUAUUAGCUGUACAAGGUGCCAACCGCUACAGGUGACAUGUUUGAGAAAUAAAAAAAUUGCAUGACCAAAAAUAAA
This is a messenger RNA of Chelonia mydas (Green sea turtle), 3592 nucleotides long. RefSeq names its product poly(ADP-ribose) polymerase family member 9 (gene PARP9). NCBI's taxonomy places the organism in Eukaryota, Metazoa, Chordata, Testudines, Cheloniidae. Bases 422 to 2923 code for a protein of 833 amino acids. Gene Ontology annotation, cellular component: nucleus; cytoplasm. Gene Ontology annotation, biological process: positive regulation of type II interferon-mediated signaling pathway; negative regulation of gene expression. Gene Ontology annotation, molecular function: transcription corepressor activity; ubiquitin-like protein ligase binding; NAD+ poly-ADP-ribosyltransferase activity. The record is from RefSeq and is a predicted model, not a curated record. The transcript is spliced from 11 exons.